CCAGCAUAAGAUGACAUUUUUAGCUUCGUUUACGGCGUUUGAGAACAGCUCAACAAACUUGGAGAUAAUACGGGAUAAACAUUUUUGAUACGGCACAGACUUUCUUCGUCCAAGACGUCCCGGAUUCCUUCCUCGUUGCCGUUGAACCGGAAAAGAAUGGGUUAAACCUGUCUGUGAGCCACAUCUGGGAAUCAUUUGAAACAUUCCACAAGGCUUACCACAUGUUUUCAGAUGGACUAAAUCCUGCGAAAGACUCGGCUGUCAGAGGUGAUUGGGUGGAUACUUUGUGUGUGGUAAAAUGUUUGCAAACAUCUUUUUGUGGCCAGCUUCACACAGUUCAAAGAGCACCGUGCACAUCUGGAGUGGAGCGAAGAAGUGCAGGACGUCCACUCUCCACCACUGGACCUCAUGAGAGGAAAGGGGCGGGCUCAACGCCGGGGUUGGCUUUCCGAACCGAAGCGAGUCGCCGAUGGUUGCCAUCGAGAGGAGCUGCGCUCCAAACUCGUCUGUUCUCCCAACGCGGUGCGCCGGCCCUAAACGCACCGUUACGCACCGACUGGUUCUCAUUACGCACGGGGAGCGAACCGAUCUGCUCGGGAGGACAAUAUCGAGCCCCAGCCGGCAAAGUUUGAAGGACAAGCGGGGGUGGAGGCAAAGCUGCGUGACCGAACUUCCACCGAACAGCCCCGGAAGGGAUCAGGAGGAGGAGGACUAUCGAGGAGGAGCCAACAGGUCCCAGUGACAGGUGCUUUGGUUUAAUUUGGCCUGCAGCGCUGGACGCGUCUCCUCGCCACGGCAAGCCGCUUGCCUGCUUUUCUUUUCUUUUUUUUUGACAAACCCAAAGCUGUGGCCAUGCAGCACAAACACACCAAGCACUGACAGGAGGCGAGGCGGUCCGAGCAAUCGAUGCGGGUAGUCUGCCGGCCGGAUGCCCACUUGGCUGAACAGAGUGGCUCUUAAUCAGUGUGAACUUCAACACAGAAAAAAGACCGCUGCAGACCAACAGAGAGGCGGAGGAGGAGGAAGGGAAGGAGGGAGGGAAGGAGGAGGAGGAGGCCCGUCCCGGGAGAACAUGGUGGCAUCAUGUGAUCUGAGCGAGGAAGGAACCCCGUAGAGAAAGCGUGCAACAUCAGCAUCACCUUGUCGAAACGGAAGCGACGGACCCGACCUCCUCAUGAGCCAGCGCGGCACACAAGGAUAAAAACACCCUGGCGCUGCUUUUUAGACCCCGACCAUUGUUCCCUCAGGGGGUUUGACACGCGUCAUGGCUGGGAAGGGCAACCCCAUGCCGGGCCCGCACCUCAACGGCUUCCCAAUGCCCACCUACUCCUACUUCUUCCCUCACAUGUUGGGGAGUUUGUCGCCGCCGGCUCUGCCAGGACUUCCUCUCAGCGGCUACAGCACGCCGUCGCCAGCCACGAUAGAGACGCAGAGUACCAGCUCGGAGGAGAUAGUGCCAAGCCCACCCUCGCCUCCCCCGCCGCCCCGCGUCUACAAGCCCUGCUUUGUGUGCCAGGACAAGUCCUCAGGGUACCACUAUGGUGUCAGCGCCUGCGAAGGCUGCAAGGGCUUCUUCCGGAGAAGCAUCCAGAAGAACAUGGUGUACACUUGUCAUCGCGAGAAGAACUGCAUCAUCAACAAAGUCACCCGAAAUCGCUGCCAGUACUGUCGGCUUCAGAAGUGCCUGGAAGUCGGAAUGUCCAAGGAGUCUGUUAGAAACGACCGGAACAAGAAGAAGAAGGACGAAAAGAAGCAGGAAUGUACGGAAAGCUACGUGCUGAGUCCCGACACGGAGCAGAUGAUCGACAGGGUGCGCAAGGCCCACAAGGAAACGUUCCCUUCCCUCUGCCAGCUCGGCAAAUACACUACGAACAACAGCUCAGAGCGACGCGUGUCCUUGGACGUGGACCUCUGGGACAAGUUCAGCGAGCUGUCCACCAAAUGUAUCAUCAAGACGGUGGAAUUCGCCAAGCAGCUUCCCGGCUUCACCACGCUCACCAUCGCCGAUCAGAUCACCCUGCUCAAAGCCGCUUGUCUGGACAUCCUGAUACUCCGGAUCUGUACGCGCUACACGCCAGAGCAAGACACCAUGACCUUCUCAGACGGACUCACGCUAAACCGAACCCAGAUGCACAACGCCGGCUUUGGACCGCUCACCGACCUGGUCUUCGCCUUCGCCAACCAGCUGAUCCCUCUGGAGAUGGACGAUGCUGAGACCGGGCUACUCAGCGCCAUCUGCCUGCUGUGUGGUGAUCGUCAGGAUCUGGAACAAGCAGAGAAGGUGGACGUCCUGCAGGAACCUCUCCUGGAGGCGCUGAAGAUCUAUGUGAGGAAGAGGAGGCCACACAAACCGCACAUGUUCCCCAAGAUGCUGAUGAAGAUCACUGAUUUGAGGAGCAUCAGCGCGAAAGGUGCUGAGCGUGUCAUCACGCUAAAGAUGGAGAUCCCGGGCUCCAUGCCUCCCCUCAUCCAGGAGAUGCUGGAGAACUCCGAGGGCCUGGAGAGCGGCGCCUCGGGGGGCCGUCCCUGCGCCACUCCGCCGGGCAGCUGCAGCCCCAGUUUGUCCCCGAGCUCCGCCCAAAGCAGUCCAGCCACACAAUCGCCGUAGUAACGGCCCACGUUAGGGUUUUUGUUUUUGUUUGUUUUCACACACGCCGGUCAGUCAGAGAAGGUGUGAAGGAGAAGUCCUUGACUGAUGCCAGAUGGAGACCUCCCCCCUGGUCUGCUUUGCCUCGUGUGAGGGGGAGGUACGGCCGGGGGAUCGCCGCGCCGCCUCCCAGAGACAACACCGUAAACUCUGCUGAUGAUCCCCUCCCAUCCUCCCACUGCUGCUCCACCAUCUUUCUCCAGAAGGCUGUUGGAAAGUCGCCUGAAGCACCACAGGAAGUGAGAGCAGCCAGGAUGGGAUGUGAUAGACUUUUGGACAGAUUUGACCAACACCAGACACUUUUUUUUUUUUUUUUUUCGUUGUUGUUGUCGUUGCUGUUGAAGAUGCAGACUACAAGCUCGGGACUUGUCAAAAGACCCUCCUCCUCUUCUGCCUCCUUCUUCCACCUCAGAGACUCUGGGUCUUUUCUCUUUUCCCAGCUUCAAAAAAUAAAAAAAAUAAAACAGAUUUCGUACACAGAUAUAUAUAAAUAUAUAGAAAAGUUCAGGAAUUAUCGUGAUCGAAUGGGAGGCCGUAACGAGGGCGUGUUUUCUGAGAUUACAGAUUGUUGUACUCCCCUCACUGUUUUACCCAUCAUGAGAGGAAAAAAAUAGUUUGCUCACACGUGUACAUUAUUCUAAUUAACAACAACAAAAAAGCAAAAGAGAAUGACAUUUCCUUCCAGUCCUCAGAUGACGACACACACAUACACACAUUCAAACACGCACACACUAAUAUGCACAGAAAACAAGUUGCAAUGAGCAUCUCUUCCUAUUCUUCCAGGUUCUUUCUUAUUUUAUUGCCUCCAGGAACAUGGAAACAAAUGAUUGUAUGAACUCGGUUGUAUGAUAUGGUCACAGGUCCUUUCAAGAAAUCCAAUUAAUGAAGAUUCAUUAUUAAGGUUAAGUAGCCUUUUGAGUUUGUGUAUAUAAGCUGUAUUAAUUUCUUUAAAACUAUGAAGAGUUUUAGGCUUCACAUGAUUUGUUUUUUAAAGAAUACCUUUUAUGUGUUUUGUUCAUGGGUUUGUGAUUCAAGAAAAAAAUACACUUUACUGAAGGAAUUUCUUUCAUGUUGUGUCCUACUAAAUACUGGACGGACCCUUAACACCCCCACCCCACACACACACUCCACAUCACUGGCUGUCCACAAUGUGGUCCUCACAAACAUCCCUUUGCGUGUGUGUUCAUAACAGUAGCACUCCAGCAUUUUUUGGGCCAUGUAGCAGAAACAAAUGUGGUGGUUUCUUUUGCUCUUGAAAAAAAAAAACAUGGAUGCCACUUGUAGCUUUUCAGGCUCAGGUUUGCAGCUU
Molecule: messenger RNA, 3956 nt
Organism: Syngnathus typhle (broad-nosed pipefish)
Lineage: Eukaryota; Metazoa; Chordata; Actinopteri; Syngnathiformes; Syngnathidae
Gene: raraa
Product: retinoic acid receptor, alpha a
Exons: 14
Coding region: 1265-2608 (447 amino acids)
Biological process (GO): cellular response to corticotropin-releasing hormone stimulus; regulation of transcription by RNA polymerase II; retinoic acid receptor signaling pathway
Cellular component (GO): transcription regulator complex; nucleus
Molecular function (GO): zinc ion binding; nuclear glucocorticoid receptor binding; RNA polymerase II cis-regulatory region sequence-specific DNA binding
Source: RefSeq, a predicted model, not a curated record